Messenger RNA from Baudoinia panamericana UAMH 10762, 1198 nucleotides. RefSeq lists its product as uncharacterized. Bases 307 to 885 code for a protein of 192 amino acids. NCBI's taxonomy places the organism in Eukaryota, Fungi, Ascomycota, Dothideomycetes, Mycosphaerellales, Teratosphaeriaceae. The transcript has a single exon. The record is from RefSeq and is a predicted model, not a curated record.
CAGCCCAUUCACUAGCAAGCCAUCGCAUUCACUAGCAAGCCAUCGCAUUCACUAGCAAGCUAUUGUGUCAGAGCACCUUUGAGUUACCUACGUAAACAAUGUGUUAUUGUUCGCCCUUAAAAGGCCCUCCAGUUCCACUCCGAUCUCUUGCUCGCAAUCCAUUCCUGCUCACCGCUUAGGCCUGCAUCAGACACAGAUCGACCGGCCGCCCUCACCUUUGUCUCAAUCGCUUACCCUCUCCGGCUACCCGCGCUCUUUGAGACUCUGCACGCGCCACCCCUACGCACUCAGCACUCUAGCAACACCAUGGCCUCUCGCACCGUCCCAGUGGCCCGGCCAGAAGACCUCACCACGACCCGCACGGAGAAGCUCGUCCGCCACCCCCACUUCCUCGAGCCGACCGACGAGAUGAUCAGCGAAGGGCAAAAUGAGCCGCACGCCGCGACACUCAAGAAGUGGGACACCUACAACGCCUUGGGCGAAUACAUUCGCGAUCACGGCAAGGGCGUGAACUACAACGUCGAGCUCGGGGAUGGAGGAUUCAUGGAGGUUGGCACGCUCAGAGGAACUUCGCGCACGGUGUACUCUUUCUUCGAGGUCCAUGAGAACGGCCGUCCCACCACGCUCGGCGACGUGUCGACGUGGGCCAACGGGAGUCUCCAGGUCACCCUCGUCGCCGGGCCGUUCGACCACGAAGACUACUUCCACGCCGAGGUCCCCAGCGAAGCCGAAAUGACCGAUCAGCAUGGCACAGUCGGUUUCAUCGCCUGCGGCAAGGUCCUCGAUUGGAACGCUGUGGAGUUCGACGCCGCAUACGCCAUGCCGACCCUUACCCAGUCGUACGCCAAGAUCGUCAAGGCCUUGACGAAGAAGUUGGAGCUGUAACCGGGCCCGGGGUCCUUGUACGCCGCAGGCAGAGGAACUCGGUCGAUGGGGAGUCGCGUUACAGAAUGCGCGAUGGCUGCUCGUGACCGCUUAGGACGGAUUCUGGCGGUCACCCAUGCGGGAUAUGGGCAGAGGACAUUCGUUCACUGAGACCCGGCGUAGUAAGCUGCUGGGCGCAAUGUAGUGCAUAGAUCAAUGUAUUCUGCACAUGGUUUUGUCUUCCAAACUUCCAACGCAACCAUAACGACACGAUUAAGUGAGGGCAAAUUUACCGACCGGUAAAGAAAGUAGGCAAAUUUACCGGCCGGUAGAU